UUGUAUUGACGCUUCGCUUCGCGGCGUCAUCGACCGUCAGUCAAAACAUCACAAGGGCCCGGGUGGAUGGUGCUUUCAGAGCGGUGGCCAUCUCCGGCUGGUGGUAGGCAGUUACCUGAGUUUGAAGAUGUCGGAAAAUUCCAGCGAUAGUGAAUCAUCCUGUGGUUGGACCAUAAUUAAUCAUGAAGGAUCUGAUGUGGAGGUACUAAGUUCAGACAAAGGAGAGGCUGAAUGUAUUUCACAGACUUUAACAAAUCAACAGGUCGAUAAACCAUUUGAGUCACAAGCAAAGGGCACUGAGUGCACAGAGCCAAAAGUGGAAAAUCUCAGUGCUUCAAUUAUAUCUGAGGAUAAAGAAACAUUAUCCAAGUCACCAAAUGAAGAAUUGGCUGAUGACAAUGCUGUUGUUGGUGCAACCAGCGAUGAUUCAGAUAUUGUUACCCUUGAGUCGCCACUGAUGGAAGAUCUUCAGACUAAUCAAGAAGCAACUGAAGAAGCAGAAGCAGAAAGCAUAAAUGAUGAUGAAAUGAACUUGGGUUCGUCCUCCAGCAGCCAGUAUACCUUUGCCCCUCCCGAAACUGUAUCUGCAUUUGAAGGAAGCAUUGAUGAAUCAAGUAGUGAUGAUACCAGUGGCAAAUCCAGCCCUAAUCUGAGAAAACGACGUAUUCGAAAAAGAACUCUGUCUACCGAAUCAGAGGAAAAACCAAGGGAUGACGUGACAGAUGGUGAACAGCAGCAGCAGCAGCAACACCGGUUCAAUACCACUCUGAAUAAAUGCAUUUUACUCGCACUGGUUGUUGCUUUCAGCAUGGGAUUUGGUCACUUUUAUGGAGACUUUCAAGAUGGCAGCCAGUUGCCUCUGAAGAGGGGAACAACUCAAAUACAAGAACAGCAGAAGAUGGUAAAAAAAUUUCAUGAAGAUGAAUUGAAUGAUGUAAAGGAUGAUCUCUUUCAGUGUCAAAAGGAUCAAGAGGCAAAUGCAGACAAUAAGGCUGGAACUGAGGAGUUUUUGGAAGACGAAAAGGAGGAUCCUGACAUGCUACAUUCACUGACAGAACAGUUAGAUAAUAUGAGAAAGGAGAAUCAACAACUGAGAGAAAAACAAGCAGAGCUUCAGUCACAAGGACAAAACUUGGAAACUCGUUUAAAGCAAACCGUGGAUGAAAAACUUUCUGUUGAGUCACAGCAGCAAAUGCUUGCCAAGGAAAACCAGCGUAUGAAGGAGUCUCUGGAACAUGAAGAGAGAGCAUUGUCUUUGCUGCAGAGUGAGCUUCGGAAGCUGAGGGAACAAAUCCGGACAUUAGAAGGAAAAGGAACAGAUGCUGAAAUAAUCAUCACAGAAAACCAGAAACUAAAGGAUCAUCUCGAGGAGGAAAAGCAACAGGUGUACAGUUUUCUUCAACAGAAGGGGACCCUCGUGACUGAGGCUCAGCUGCUGAGGAAGGAAUUGGAUAAAGAAAGAGAAAUAACGGAUGCAUUGCGUAAGGAACUAGAUUCUUUGAGCCACUUUCAAACCUCAGCUAAUACUGACCAAGAUGGUAAAAAUACAGAAGGUUUACAAACAAGACUUGCAGAGCUUCAGAAGAAGUUGGAUUUUGAACAGCAACGCUCUGAUUUGUGGGAAAGACUUUAUAUUGAAGCAAAAGAAGAAAAGAAGGACCCUGAAUUAAAGAAAACAGCAAAACAACAAGAGAGAAAAACAAAUCAAGAAUUUUAUGGAAAUAGGAAUAAGAAGCAUCAGCCUAAAGGUAAUUUUAUUAGAUCGUUUAAGAAUACUUUUGAUGCUGUGAAAAACUCAACUAAAGAGUUUGUGCGUCAUCAUAAAGAAAAGAUUAAACUGGCAAAAGAAGCAGUAAAAGAAAAUUUGAGGCGAUUCUCUGAUUCUGUUAAAUCCACAUUCCGAACCUUCCAAAACUCUGCAAAAAAUUUGUUUCACAAAAAUAAGAAAUGUGACAAAGCAGGGGAUGCAAAAACUGAACGUCACAAUGAACACCCAUACAAACCGAACAGACACAAAAAGCAUGGUGCUCACAGAGGCAACGAUUACAAACAUCAAUAUAAAACCAGAGAAGCAACCCAUGAGCAGUUCUAUUAUAGCAAUUCAAGGAAACCCCACAAAAUGUACACUGAAGAGUCUCGCAAAUUUGAGUCGGGUCCUAGUGAACAUGAUCACUUGGGAAAACGUGCACACUACAAGAGCCCCAAGGGUUGCUCUGGUGUUUUUGAGUGUGCCCACCAAGAAUCUUUGAGCCUAUUUAAUAAAGUCCUCGACCCUAUCAAGGUAGAAGAUUUUCAUAAGCUUCUCCAUAAUUAUUUUCAAAAAGAGAUGGUUGACUUCCAACGCUGGAGUGAAUUGGAGAAAUUUAUCAACCGGUUCUUCCACAAUGGACUUUUUAUACAUGACCAAAUGUUAUUCUCUGAUUUUGUCAAUGAUGUUGAAGAUUAUCUUGAAGAUAUUGCAGAGCAUCAAGAAGGAAACGAUGAUGGUUUUGAUGACCUGGAUGGAUACAUUUAUCAACACUUAUUUGGUGACAAUUACCUUAAUCAUUUUGGACCAAGUCCACUAUAUGGUCCUGAUAAGUACAGGAAACAUGCAUCUAAAAAUGCAUAUGGCUCCAGACCAGCGAGACCUGAAAGGAAGCAGCAGGCUUGCCACCACAGGGAAUGCAAGUGGAACAAGCCAGGCCGUGGCAAUGGAAGACAUAUGGCAAAUGUUGAAAUUGAGUUGGGGCCAAUGCCUUUUGAUCCAAAAUAUUAAAUGGGUGUAUUUGCAUAAGUAUGUGUUUUCAACAUGUUCAAAACACGUCUGACUGCUGUUUAUGGUACAGGUUUAAGAAUAAUGAAAUAUCUUUUCAAACAGUAUGCAUUUCAUUUGACUGAAUAACAAGACAGUAGAUGUAGUUUUGCUAAUCAUUUUCCAUCUGUAUUUGAAAAGUGCUGUGUUGUGCAAGUAUGUUGUGCUAAACAAAUUUCAAGAUUAAGUAAAAGUUAAAAGUUGCUGGAUCUUUAGUGUACCAAUAAUUUGCGUUUGCUGGUAUAUGUGCAUGAACUGUGAGUCUCUUGCCUUAGCAAAUUUGCAAUUUGCUAUCGUGAACGUAAAUUCCAUACUGUAUAAAUUAUUAUUGUUGAUGUGCCAUAUUUCUUAAUUUUUUGAAGAUUAUUUUAUUCCAUGGCAAAAAAUGUUCCAUUUUAUCUUGCCCUGUGGUGAAUGCUUUGCACAGAAAUAUCUAUCUUUAUAAUUUUGAGGCUGUAUUUUUAAUUUGAAUUCAGUUACAUUUCCAUUUGACAGUGAACAAUUGCAAGCAAACAAAAAUGUUAAAACUAAUCGAUAAUAAAAGUUCUUGCUUAAUUUUUUUAUGAA
This is a messenger RNA of Hypanus sabinus (Atlantic stingray), 3361 nucleotides long. It is a transcript of the gene ccpg1, whose product is annotated as cell cycle progression 1. Lineage: Eukaryota; Metazoa; Chordata; Chondrichthyes; Myliobatiformes; Dasyatidae. The record is from RefSeq and is a predicted model, not a curated record. The transcript has 11 exons. Gene Ontology annotation, cellular component: membrane. Bases 128 to 2758 code for a protein of 876 amino acids.